AUGUUUUGUGAAGUGGACAAGAGCCUGCUGUGUCCUCACUGCUCCCCGUCUCGGGAACAUGAGGCUCACAGACACCACCCUGUCGACUGUAUUGCUGCAGACAAACGGAAGAUUAUUUUAAAGGAAAUGGACACUAUAUGGGAGAAGAUACAAGAAAACCAGAGCAAUAUAUACGAGAAGAGGAACAUCAUCAACCAGUGGGUUUGGUACAUGAAUCUACACAGGGAGAUGACCAAAGAUUUUUAUUCAGCACUGCAUCUGGGUCUCCGGGAGGAGGAAAUACGACUUUCGGAGAUACUCAAAGAGAAAGGAAGAGUCAUCUUUCUGCAACUCAGGACAAUGGAAACCCAAAUGCUUCAGAAAAGCAGUAACCUCAGAAACAUAUAUCAGGAGCUGAUGAAAACCUACCAAAAGCUAGACCUGGAACUCCUGCGGCAUUUAGAAGACACCCUGGAAAGAUGCGAGAGUGCCUUGGUCUUCAUGCCCCAGCUGAAGAAGCCAGAGCUCAGCCCUCCUUCCAUUCCUAGAUUGAUGGAUAACCUCAACCAUUAUCGAGUGGAGAUCACCUAUUGUCAUUUGAUUCAGAAUCAUGAAGAAUCCAACUAUGUUGCUCUUUCAGGAAUCCAAGAGUUCAGCUCUGGGAAACAUUACUGGGAGCUCAGUGUCCAAGGCUUCUCCACCUGGGCUGUGGGCGUCUUCAGAAAUUCAGCAAUAGGGAGCAACCUUAUUCUGAAUGAAUCUGAAGACAUUUUUCUUCUUUUCUCUGGCAAGGGGAACAUUCAUUAUAGUAUCUUUACCACCGCUCCAUUGCUUCCUCACUUUAUAGAGAGACCAGUGGGCCGCAUUGGUGUGUUUCUUGAUCUCGAAAAUGGAAAUGUGAGUUUUGUGAAUGCUACUAAGAAUUCCUUUAUCUGGAGAUACCCAACUAACUCCUUCCAGUAUCCUGUCAAGCCUUGUUUUUUCUCCUGGUAA
Molecule: messenger RNA, 972 nt
Organism: Dipodomys spectabilis (banner-tailed kangaroo rat)
Lineage: Eukaryota; Metazoa; Chordata; Mammalia; Rodentia; Heteromyidae
Product: tripartite motif-containing protein 43-like
Exons: 1
Coding region: 1-972 (323 amino acids)
Molecular function (GO): zinc ion binding; protein binding
Source: RefSeq, a predicted model, not a curated record